Messenger RNA from Alternaria metachromatica, 1275 nucleotides. RefSeq lists its product as uncharacterized. Bases 1 to 1275 code for a protein of 424 amino acids. The record is from RefSeq and is a predicted model, not a curated record. NCBI's taxonomy places the organism in Eukaryota, Fungi, Ascomycota, Dothideomycetes, Pleosporales, Pleosporaceae. The transcript is spliced from 3 exons.
AUGCUCCACAAGCGAUUGAACCUCAAAGAGCCCUCUAAGGAACAACAAAUCUUCAGAGCGAAGCGCGAUCGCGAGCAAGUCCGUCAGAUUGCGUCCAAACUAUACGCUAAAGUGCCCCGAGAGGUACGAGAUGAAGUAUACCGGUACAUUGUUGCUGACUGCGAGACAAUGUAUUUUGGAUCCGGUCUGGGUGGUCUUAGUACGGCAUCUGAUGAAGAAUUUGUCACAUCAGACUACAAAGUAUUUUGCCCAUCUUACGUGGGCUACGAGGUUGCACGCGAAGCGGCGGAAUGCUACUAUGCUACCAACGUUUUCGAGGUGGGCACUCAAGCCAUCUCGCCAGAUUGGGCUUCAAAACGUCCGGGCUUACCGCAGUUGAUGCCGCUACUGGCAGAGGACUGUUUCAACCUGGGUGUACUGCCGUACAAGUUUAUCCGGCAGAUAUACAUCAGGAUCGUAGUCACUGAUAUCUGCCCGAGAAUGCCAAUUGGAUCCGAGGAACUCUUGUGGAGAGAACUAUCGAAUCUCGGUAAUUUACACAGUGACCUAGAGUCUGCGCUUUCGCUCGUGGAACAUAAAGCUAAGCUUGACGUUCGAGUUCAGAUCUCGCCCGACGAACCUCGAUGGUAUGGGGAAGCAAGAACGGAGUGGAAAGACUCUGGGCUGGACGAGAUGGAGAUUUCGCAGCGUAUCGGGUUCCUGAAUGUGGAGCGUAGCAUUCUUAACGUGUUGGAGGCAAUGAGAAAACCUCUUUACGAUCUGAAAUACGCUGGCUCUUCUAUCACAAUUAUGUGCCAGACGAUGUCGAGUGAGGAUGAUCGGAAGAUGCAAGGACUAUUUUACCUCACCGAAGAGGAUUGGCAAAAGGAGAAGGAAGAGCAUACACUGCAAUCGGGAUACUAUCGACCUUACCGAAACUUCAUCGAACAAAGCAUGCUAGCAGACGGUCCGCUCAGUUACAAAGAAGAAUUUGCCAACAAUCUACCUCAAUUUAGGCGCAGGUGGGGCUAUAAAGACUUCCAGAAAUUCAUGUCUCCUCCAGAAGACGAUGGUUACUACGACGAUGCGUAUGAAGAAAGAGAAAGCGAGGACGAAGACGGAGACAGCGAGGACGAAGAUGGAGACAGCGACGAUGAAUAUGGAGGAAAGCAACCCAAACAUGGAGCUAAUUAUCCGCCCCUGGAGAUGUAUCCUAGGGAGAUGAUGGAGCGCAUACAAAUGAUGAAGCGCUUAGGGGGACCAUCAUGGGGUGUGCUACCCGAAGAGAGAGCGUAA